Molecule: messenger RNA, 933 nt
Organism: Amblyraja radiata (thorny skate)
Lineage: Eukaryota; Metazoa; Chordata; Chondrichthyes; Rajiformes; Rajidae
Product: olfactory receptor class A-like protein 4
Exons: 1
Coding region: 1-933 (310 amino acids)
Biological process (GO): G protein-coupled receptor signaling pathway
Cellular component (GO): membrane
Molecular function (GO): G protein-coupled receptor activity
Source: RefSeq, a predicted model, not a curated record
AUGGAAUUUCAGAGUUCUGCCCAGCUCAUCGUGUACGGUAUUCUGGUAUUUCUGGGGAUUUUGGGCAAUAUACUGGUGUUGGUGACAAUAAUAGCCACAUCCACGGAAUACCACAGCCUUGCUGCUUCGGACAUCAUUCUAGCGAACCUCGCUGCUGUCAAUCUACUGAUUUCAACUUUUCGAAACAUCCUGCUCUUUAUUGUGGAGUCGGGAGUAAAAAUGUCCCUGAACCUCAGCUGGUGCAAAGUGUUCAUGUUCCUUUGGCUGUGGCUGAAGUGUGUUAGCGUUUGGGUCACUUUCUGUCUCAGUUGCUUCCACUUUCUGAAGAUAAAACAACACUUCCAUCUGAGCACAAAGAUGAAGGAGAUCAUCCAUGUGCUGGUGAUCUUAAGCGGGGUGUGGUUUGUGAAUUUUAUCUACUCCAUCCCUGCUUUUGUUUUCACCGAGAAGGUCGGCGUGAACCACACCAAGAAGCUGAUGUUGGUAAGCACCACUGAGGAACCUUUCCUCUCCUGCUCCUGGAAGUUUCCGUCUCAGCAACACGGCAUCGUAUUUGCAGCAGUCUCUCUCAUCCUGCAUGAGUUCCUGCCCAUUGUCCUGAUGAUUGGCACCAACCUCAGCACCGUGUAUUAUCUCAACGAGCACAUCAGGGCGAUUGCAGAUGAUCACCUACACAGCGUGCAGGUGGAGCGGACAGCAACAAAGUUGAUCAUGGCUUUGGUCUCACUCUUUGUCCUGUGUUCGGGCACACACUUGGUGGCAGUGUAUUACUACAACCACAAUGGUGGCCCUGCCACAGACUUCUUGUUGACUUUGGCAAACUACUGUGCUGCAGUCUUUAUAGGUUUCAGCCCCUUGAUGAUGGCUGCAGGUCACAGUAAACUUCGGAAUAAAGUCUGCAGCGUGUUACACAUUAACAUCUCAUCGAGUUAA